Molecule: messenger RNA, 6093 nt
Organism: Pongo pygmaeus (Bornean orangutan)
Lineage: Eukaryota; Metazoa; Chordata; Mammalia; Primates; Hominidae
Gene: PTPA
Product: protein phosphatase 2 phosphatase activator
Exons: 10
Coding region: 465-1601 (378 amino acids)
Biological process (GO): mitotic spindle organization
Cellular component (GO): nucleus; cytoplasm; protein phosphatase type 2A complex
Molecular function (GO): protein tyrosine phosphatase activator activity; peptidyl-prolyl cis-trans isomerase activity
Source: RefSeq, a predicted model, not a curated record
CUGACAUGGCAGUCGCGCGGGUCCGCGCGUUCGCCGCGCGCCGGCCGUUAAUAGGCAUGCUCCUUGAGCGCCCCGCACGAACAUGGCGGCCGUCUUCGCUGGGGUGACUUUAACUCUCGGUUUUCGGUUAUAGCCGGCCGGCGCUCACUUGUCUUCAGGAAGCUCGGAGCCUUUGCUGGAGCCGGGGAGAGGAAGGGUGGGUGCAAGAGUGAAAGGCGAGAGGGGACUGCAGGCAUCCGGGUCGGCUCCUGGCCAGAGCAAGAUGGCUGAGGGCGAGCGGCAGCCGCCGCCAGGCUGGAGUGCAGUGGAAUAGUCCAGCUCACUGCAACCUCUGCUUCCCCAGUUCAAGCGAUUCUCCUGCUUCAGCCUCCCAAGUAGCUGGGAUUACAGAUUCUUCGGAGGAGGCCCCUCCAGCCACUCAGAACUUCAUCAUUCCAAAAAAGGAGAUCCACACAGUUCCAGACAUGGGCAAAUGGAAGCGUUCUCAGGCAUACGCUGACUACAUCGGAUUCAUCCUUACUCUCAAUGAAGGUGUGAAGGGGAAGAAGCUGACCUUCGAGUACAGAGUCUCCGAGGCCAUUGAGAAACUAGUCGCUCUUCUCAACACGCUGGACAGGUGGAUUGAUGAGACUCCUCCAGUGGACCAGCCCUCUCGGUUUGGGAAUAAGGCAUACAGGACCUGGUAUGCCAAACUUGAUGAGGAAGCAGAAAACUUGGUGGCCACAGUGGUCCCCACCCAUCUGGCAGCUGCUGUGCCUGAGGUGGCUGUUUACCUAAAGGAGUCAGUGGGGAACUCCACGCGCAUUGACUACGGCACAGGGCAUGAGGCAGCCUUCGCUGCUUUCCUCUGCUGUCUCUGCAAGAUUGGGGUGCUCCGGGUGGAUGACCAAAUAGCUAUUGUCUUCAAGGUGUUCAAUCGGUACCUUGAAGUUAUGCGGAAACUCCAGAAAACAUACAGGAUGGAGCCAGCCGGCAGCCAGGGAGUGUGGGGUCUGGAUGACUUCCAGUUUCUUCCCUUCAUCUGGGGCAGUUCGCAGCUGAUAGACCACCCAUACCUGGAGCCCAGACACUUUGUGGAUGAGAAGGCCGUGAAUGAGAAUCACAAGGACUACAUGUUCCUGGAGUGUAUCCUGUUUAUUACCGAGAUGAAGACUGGCCCAUUUGCAGAGCACUCUAACCAGCUGUGGAACAUCAGCGCCGUCCCUUCCUGGUCCAAAGUGAACCAGGGUCUCAUCCGCAUGUAUAAGGCCGAGGUGAGUGGGGGCUGGCCAGCGUGCCCGUCCCUGCUGCUGCACUUGGUCCUGGGCUGGGAACAAAGCAAAAGAUGUGGAGCCUGGGGCUUCUGCUUCCUCCUACUCCACUGUUUUGCUCUGAAUCUUAGGCCAGCCUCUCUGACACUUGGGGCCUCGGAAUCUCCCAUCUGGGGCAUGGGCAGUCAGAGAAGCACCAGCCACCCCAGCCCUGAAAAGCUGCAGCCCAGCUCUGUCCUGAUGAGCUUGGAGGCUGAGGCAAGGACCUGCUGCUUGGGAAGUUGGGGCGAUGGGGGCCUCCCUUCUCCCUCAUCAAGUGGCCGAAGGCUCCUCGAGGCUCGGGUAAUCUGAGUCUGGCUCUCCCAUGGCGUACCUAGGAAGCGUCUUACCCUUUGGAGGCAUCUCCAAAGUGCUGCCUUCAAAUGUUAGUGUGUAUGAUCACUGAGUGGUGGGAGGUCUGAGGGUAGGCCGGGAAUUGGCAUUAUGGACCACUUCAGGGAUUUUGAUGCAAAUGGUUUUCCCUGCUCUCAAAUGAGAUGCUGAGGAGAGGAGAGCUGAGGUUUCCUGGAGCUCCCCCUGCUGGCAGGCAGCCGAGGGUGUCUCCUGCCCUCUUGGCACUGUUCUCCCAGCCAAGGAGGUGGCCUUUUCUCUCUUCCAAGUGGGGAGGAGACAUUUUAUUUCUACUCUGUCCCUUCUGCUAGCUCCUCCCACUUCCUGGGAAGACUAAUUCUAGAACUGCUUGACCUUGGCCAGGGAAGGGCUGUAUGUGAAGUUCCACACCUGGAGUGAUGGAUCCCUAAAGUCUCUUCUUUGUGUUCUCAGGCUGGCCCUGAGACUGGCCCUGAGUUCAUGGCCUCAGACACUGUACUGUGGGCACCAUCUCUUGACUCCUGGCUGGCCUUCUCUUCUGGGAAGGGGCUGCUCCAGGUCUUCAUUGGACCCAGAGCUUCCUGGAUCCCAUCAGCAGAGGUGGGACAACGGGGAAGGGCGCCAGAGGCCAGCGGGGUGGGGGAGCACAGAUGCUUCCAGUUGGCUUGACUCCCUGCACUCGGUCCUGAAGGGGUUAACAAGGCUUGAACUGAGCAGACCGGGCCCUCUCUCCCUUCCGCCCCCUCCCCCUUUGGUCCCCUUCUUCUGGACCUCACAUCCUGUGUUUAGGUUCCAGCCCACAUACCUCUCUAAUCUGAGAGGCCUGAGAGCCUGUUGGCUGGAGCUGCCUAGGCUCCUUCCGGCUGCAGCUGGCCACCCCCGGCUCUCCACUCCGACUCUGCCCUGGGUCACUGCCCUCUGGUGUCUUGAUGUUCCUGACCCCACCCCCGCAUGUCCCACAGUGGGAGCUGCUGGGGAACUCUCACUCUGCUGUGCUCCCCGCCCCCAGGGUGUCUGAGCAUGUGAGAGGUGCACAGCGCUCUCCAGCCACCUCCCAACCCCAACCCUUGUGUGCCAAAGAGAGGACUCUGGCUGCCUUCCCUGCUUGGUACCUGAAGUACUGUCUUCUCUACAAGCCUCUUAAUUCAAGUGACUCUAAACUUCUCUUGACUUAGGCUCUAAGGCCCAAAGGAUAGGGCAAGAGACCCUGUCCCCUUCUCUCACUUGCCCUUCCAGAGACAAAAGAACUCCAGGCUGCCAGAGGAUGAGGGAGGAGCAUAUUCGGAUUGAAAAUGGUGAUGGUGUGGCAGGAACACAGGGACUGUCUGCUCUGCACAGGCUGUCGGGGUCUCCGUUGGGGCUGAGCACAGGGUGGCAAACACAAGGAGGACACUGAAAAUGACCACCUCAGGAUGGGGGAGCUCUGUAGUAAUCACAAAGUGGCCUUCCUGAAAACGGGAGAUUCUAGCCCUGGGUGUGGCCAGCGCUGUGUGGGGAAGGGGACAGGCUCCUGUAUAGGGUGACGCUGGAACUCCCUGACUUUAAGAUCACCAAGUCAGGCCGAGCGCGGUGGCUCACGCCUGUAAUCCCAGCACUUUGGGAGGCCAAGGUGGGCGGAUCACGAGGUCAGGAGAUCGAGACCAUCCUGGCUAACACAGUGAAACCCCGUCUCUACUAAAAAUAUAAAAAAAUUAGCCAGGUGUGGUGGCGGGCGCCUGUAGUCCCAGCUACUCGGGAGGCAGAGGCAGGAGAAUGGCGUGAGCCCGGGAGGUGGAGCUUGCAGUGAGCUGAGAUGGUGUCACUGCACUCCAGCCUGGGCGACAGAGCGAGACUCUCUCAAAAAAAAAAAAAAAAAAAAAAAAAAAAAAUCACCAAGUCUUCGCCUGUAAUCCCAGCACUUUGGGAGGCUGAGGUGGGCAGAUCACUUGAGGCCAGGAGUUCGAGACCAACCUGGGCAACAUGGUGAAACCCCGUCUCUAUUAAAAAUAUAAAAAUUAGCUGGGUGUGGUGGCUCAUGCCUGUGGUCCCAGCUACUUGGGAGGCUGAGAUGGGAGAAUCGCUUGAACCUGGUAGGCGGAGGUUGCAGUGAGUUGAGAUCACACCACUGCACUCCAGCCUGGGCAACAGAGUGAGACUCCGUCUCAAAGAAAAAAAAAAAUCACUGGUUGUGUGCAGUGGCUCAUGCCUAUAAUCCCAGCACUUUGGGAGGCCAAGGCAGGUCGAUCACCUGAGGUCAGGAGUUUGUGACCAGCCUGGCCAACAUGGUGAAACACCAUGUCUACUAAAAAUACAAAAAUUAGCCUGGCAUUGUGGUGCACACUUGUAAUUCCAGCUACUCAGGAGGCUGAGGCAGGACAAUCACUUGAAUUUAGGAGGUGGAGGUUGCAGUGAGCCGAGAUCAUGCCACUGCACUCCAGCCUGGGCAACAGAGCAAGACUCCGUCUCGGGGGAAAAAAAAAAAAAAGAUCACCAAGUCUUUGCAGUGUUCAGUGCUCAUUGACAACUUACUAGCAAAUAGCCCUUAGUCCUUGGUCCCGAAGGGCCCAUGGGCUGGCAUGUUGCCUGCACAGAGGUCCAAGGAGAGGGCUUGUUUUCACAGGCCAGUUCUUAGCACCUACGGAGGCCCUCCAAGGCCUGCCAGUCUUGCAGUCCAGGGGUGGGUAGGAAGGCUGGGUCUCCAGUCAGAACUGGUUGAUUGAGGGGAGUCGGCCUCCUGGGCUGCCACAGAAGUCUGACCAGCCUGGCAGUAGGUGGCCUCAGGAUUUGGGUCUAAUGCUGCAUCUGUCCCAGCCUUUCUGACCAAAGAACCAAGUGCUCUCAGGGGCCUUGUGUGGUUGAGGGGGCCUGUCUUUCCUGUGGGCCAUGCUUGUGCGAGUGCUGCCUUCAGAAGGACCUUGUCAGGACCCAGGGAGUCCCUUCCCCAGCUUGAAUCACCUCUGGCUGGAAGGUCAGGGGGCAGUCUGAAGCCGCUGCUCCGCCCAGGUACAUGGGAGGGCCUUGCUGGGAGAAAGGCCGGGCUGGAGGCCCUUCCUGCCCUGGAGCCUUAGGCUUCCUUGGCCCAGCUCCCAUGGCUCUGAGGGGGCUGGCUCUGGGGUCCUGUGGGCAGAAUGGGAAGAACCCCUGCCUCCACCCCUUCUCGCCCUGCAACUUCUCCUAUGGGAGCUAGAGGGAGGUUGACCUUUGACCCUUUCUGGAAUUCCAGGGCCCUUGGGGGGUGGGGGGGCUCUUAUGACCAUUUCCGGGAUGACAUAAGCACCAUGGCAGCUGCCUUGGCCUCUGGCCUGGAUCUGCGGCUGCUCCCCCUCCCGCCCCCUGCUCCCCGCAUUCUGUGCCUCAGGCCCAGGAUCCUGGCUGUGGCCAGGGCUCUGCUCCCCACCCCACCAUGAGCUUGGUUUCCAUCCUUCUUUCCCUCCCCUCCUGGUGCCUCUUUGGCCCACUCGUCAUCCCGGUGCUUCUCCCUCCUAUGUUCCACAGCUGAUUUUUGAGGAGAGGGAACCUGGGCCAGUCAUAGCACCCCUUUGUCUCUAAGUUAGUUGGAGGUUGAGAUCAUAGCCACAGAGGCGCUUACUUUCUCUGAGGCCGUAAGUCUUGUUCCACCCCAGCCAGGAGGUGCCUAACAUACUCUGAUUGUUUCCUGUGGCCAAAGGUGUGGGAGGAGGCCCUGGUCAGUCUUGGCAGAUCCAACCCUCGCAUGCCCGGAGCGGUUCCUGUGAGAGCUGGUGUCCAGGUGUGGCGGGCAUGAGGGUGCUGUUGCGGGAACUGCAGCUGGAAGCUGGGGUCGGCUGCCUGUGGGCCAGGCCAGCUUCUGUGAUAGGCCCUGUCACUUGCUCUCCAGCUCUGCUCCUCUGCUAGGAGCCCGGGCUGGGCUGGGCUCAGGGAGUCGGGCCUCCCCCCUGCUCAGCCAUUCCCCUGUUCAGCGCUCUUUUUCCCCUGCCCCCCACACAGGCUGCUGGGAAUUGUCCAGGAUUGGGGGGAACUCAAUGUCAGCUGGUUCUUAUUGUCUCACUCUGAAGUGCCAAGAUGUCUUUUUCAGUCCAGAGAACUGAAAGCUGGAGAAAACAGGCUUUGGGGCCUGGCCUCAGCCUCUUAGGCUUAUGUUCAAAUGUCCCCACGUCUCUUCUCUUGAACUGGGACCUGGGCUGGGGGGACCCCAGUGAUUAGGAGGGUUCUUUCCACCUCAGGUUCCCAACUUCCCUCUCUGGGCCAAGUGAUGUCACCUGGGCUGCCUCUCUUGUCCGUUUCUACCUUGUAGGUUUGGGCUGCCUUUUUUUUCUCUCUCUCUCUCUCAUGGGUCUCGUUGUGGAGUGGGUGUCUUUGGAUAGAAGGAGUGAGGAACUGGGGGAGGAAGGCCUGGGGGAUCCCCUGGCGGGGCUACUUCCUGGGCCCAGGAUGGACACCUGGGAGCUGCUGCGGUUGUUGGGGUCCCGGCAGGGGUGUGGUGUGGCCCUCACCACUCUGCUCACCUGCUCCUUCC